AUGGAUAGGUUCCAAAAGAAUGAUAAUGAAAAUUAUUACAAAUAUUAUGUUUUACAAAUAGGAAGAAAAUACACAUAUGUAGGCAUGUGCGGACUUCACAAGCCAGUAUCCAUUUUUUUAACUCCAAAUUUUUUUGUAUACAAUGAAAGAUUUCAUAAUUUUUUUGAAGACACCUAUAAGGCUAAUGAAAUGAUGGAUUAUAUAAAUAGAAAAAGGGAAGAACAAUAUGGAAACAAGAAAUCUCAAAAUAUGUUGCAUGUAAGCAAGGAUCAAUCCAAAGAAGAUAUAAAAAUAGUAACAAAGGAUAAUCCAACGGAUGAAUGUCUUGAUAAAUACAUAAGUAGUGAUAUUUUGGAUUAUAAUAAUGAAGAAGUGUUAUGUGAUAAGAAUAAUAUAUAUGAACAAAAUAAAUUUUGUGAUAAUGAAAAGAGACAUAAUAAGAUGAAGAUAUAUCAUUAUGAAUAUAAAUAUAAUCAAGACUUAUAUUUAUGGAGAACAUAUUUUGACGAAUAUAUAUUUCAUAUAUUUCAUAAUAUUAUUAUAAAAACUAAUAAUAAAUCAAAAAAAGUUAUACUCGUAUUAAAUAUGUUUAUUCCUACUAUUAUAAAAUAUGCUCUCUGUAUAUCUCUUAUAGAAAAUCCUGAAUAUUCCUGUAUAUCAUAUAUUAACGAUUUAAUAUCUCCUUUAUAUUUAUGUAAUUAUAAAACGUGUGUAGUUCUUGACCUUGGCUAUAUUAAUUGUAGAAUAUUACCAAUAAUGGAUGGAGUACCUUUAUAUCAUCAUUAUACUUAUAUACAUAAUGGAGGCUUCUAUAUUAAUAUAGAAAUAAAAAAAUUAUUAAAGCAGCAAUAUAUAAGAAGAUAUAAAAAAGGGAAAAAUAUAAUUUCAAUCGAUGAUGGUAUGAAAUUAUGUUUGGAAAAUGGAAAGAAAAAUGGUGAUAAUAUAGAUGAUGAUAAUAUAGAUGAUGUUAAUAUAGAUGAUGUUAAUAUAGAUGAUGAUAAUAUAGAUGAUGUUAAUAUAGAUGAUGAUGAUAAUAAUAUUAAGUAUUAUUUAAAUUUAUAUCCUCUAGAAGAAAUAAUUAACGUUAUUGACAAUAUGACAGAUGAUGAUAUAGAAAUUAUAAAAAUAAAAUAUUGUUAUAUAAAAAAGGAUAGUAAUGAUAUGACAUGUAAUAAAUAUGUACUAUAUAAAUAUAAUAAUUAUAAUAUAAUUAUAGAUCCUUAUACUAGAUAUAAAGCUUGUGAAAUAUUAUUUGAAAAAGAAUAUGAUCAAAAUAUUUAUUCCUUAUUUUCUAGUAUAGUACAAAAAAUAAAUAUAUUUGAAACAUAUAUAUUUUCAAAUAUAUUAUUAGUAGGUGGUUGUAGUAAUAUUAAAGGUAUUUUAUCGAAGGUUUCUCAAAUAUUUGUUCAAGUAUUAAGAAAUGAAAAAAAAUUCCCACAAAAUUUUCAAGAUAAUGUACAUUUUCUUCUUUCUAAUAUUUCUCCUAACUUACGUCAGUUUGUAGGGGCAUCCAUAUGUUCGAGCAUAGACAAUUUGCCAGAAUAUACGUCUGAGGAGAUAUUGAACAAUGUCUUAUAUGACCACCUUAACGAGGAUAUAUACAUGACAUUCAAGACAUAA
Messenger RNA from Plasmodium gaboni, 1620 nucleotides. Its product is annotated as putative actin-like protein. The transcript has 2 exons. Gene Ontology annotation, biological process: regulation of DNA-templated transcription. The coding region runs from base 1 to 1620 and encodes 539 amino acids. The record is from RefSeq and is a predicted model, not a curated record. Gene Ontology annotation, cellular component: Ino80 complex; cytoplasm. NCBI's taxonomy places the organism in Eukaryota, Apicomplexa, Aconoidasida, Haemosporida, Plasmodiidae.